This is a messenger RNA of Dalotia coriaria, 946 nucleotides long. RefSeq names its product elastase-1-like. Gene Ontology annotation, molecular function: serine-type endopeptidase activity. The record is from RefSeq and is a predicted model, not a curated record. The coding region runs from base 75 to 842 and encodes 255 amino acids. The transcript is spliced from 3 exons. Gene Ontology annotation, biological process: proteolysis. Lineage: Eukaryota; Metazoa; Arthropoda; Insecta; Coleoptera; Staphylinidae.
UAAUAGGUUGUCAAGCCCUUGUUACCUUUAAAUAGUGCUUUAUUUUUCGAGCGACUAUCACUCGAUAAGCAAUCAUGAGUAAGUUUGUAGGUUUCUUUUUCGCGUUAGUUGUGCUCCAAUUAAGUUUGGCCCAGGAUCCUGAAAAUGAAGAAGAUACACGAAUUGUGAAUGGUCAACAGGCUCGCAGUGGGCAGUUCCCAUGGAUGGUGGGCGUACAUGGGCUGGGCGAUAAUGGACAAUGGGAGUUUUGGAGGUGUGGUGGCGCCCUCAUCUCAAGAAACUUAGUACUUACAGCCGAACAUUGCGUUGAUGCUAAACCACGUGCUUAUCGCAUUACACUCGGCUCAACUCUCGCUGGAGAUCGUCAAGAUGGUGACGGUAAAACAAUUCGCUUCGCUGAUUUGAUUAUCAAACAUGGCGACGCUUUGAUUUUACGUUUGUCGCAGUCUGUGUCCUUCAACAGUAAAAUUCAGCCAGUACGUUUACCAGGACCAAAUGAUUAUGUUGGAAGCGACGUGGAUGUGACUGUCAGUGGAUGGGGUGGUACCGGCAAUGGUCUUUCAGAAAAACUUCUUUACACAACUUUAGGAACAAUUACCAACGCAAAAUGCAGCGAGUGGUACGGCACACUGAAGAAUGACGUGUUAUGCUAUGUUAAUCAACACAGCACAACAUGCGGGGGUGAUAGUGGUAGUCCAGUGGUGCGUUACACCAACGCCGGUGCAGUUCAUGUUGGUAUUCAUAACGCAGGCGUGUGCAAAGUUGGUUCGCCUAGUUUAGCAACCAGAACCGCCUCACAUGUUGAUUGGAUCAACUCGGAAAUUCGUAGACAUUCAUCAUAAAUGAUUAUUGUUUUGAAAAUGCAUAAAUCCUUUUAGUAUAUUAAUUUGGUGACAGAUGGCGACACAAUACAAAAAUUUUAAUAAAUUUUGCAAAUAUGAAACAA